This is a messenger RNA of Scophthalmus maximus (turbot), 1986 nucleotides long. RefSeq names its product peroxiredoxin-like 2A. The transcript has 7 exons. NCBI's taxonomy places the organism in Eukaryota, Metazoa, Chordata, Actinopteri, Pleuronectiformes, Scophthalmidae. The record is from RefSeq and is a predicted model, not a curated record.
UUGGGUCCUCUCCGAGCCGUUGUGAUGACGGCCGCGGCCGCGAUCCGAGCGGUUCGCUCCCGUCAGCCGAGCUAACCGCUAAUCGAGCGGCCGCUCGCCAACACGCUCCGGCGACAGCGACUUCGCGGGACAUUGAAAACUCGUCGCACGUUAUGUAAUCGUCGUGACGCCGGGGCCCUGCAUCCCGUCCAUCAUGUCCGUAUUCAGGUGGAGUUUCUCAACGUAUCGCUCAGGAUCAAGGUCAUCACCUUCCCGUGGAGAGGUCAGGGGGCCAGGUGCCGGUGUAAACGGACUUCCGUCCUCUCUGGCAGUGAAAUCUUGAGGGUGUGUGUGUAGUCAAGAGGGUCAGACUUAUUCCACGGCCCAGAUGCUGGCUCUGCCUAGAUGCUCGCCAGCUUUGAGGUGGACUCUUUCCCUGCGCUGCUCUGGCCUGUGUCUGGGGAGCGCCACCACGGGCGGCCAGUCCUCCAUCACAGCCAGGCCCCGGUUUUUAAGAACCCACGGCGCUUUGUUCCACCAAAGUAGCGCCAAAGCCAGUCCUGACCCAGACAAGCCCACUUCAGUGUUCUCCUCCGUGUCCGGGCUGGAGGGGGAGCUGUUCGGGAUGGGGAUGUGGUCGCUGGGUCUGGGUGCUGUCGGAGCUGCCCUAGCCGGGAUCUUCCUGGCCAACACCAAUCUGUGUCUACCCAAAGUUGCCAUGGCGUCGCUGGAGUCCCUGGAAGAUGCUGACCUGCGCUCCACCACGGAUGAUGACAAGGUCAUCAAGGCGAAGAGCCUGUGGGAGACGAACGGGGCCGUGGUCAUGGCCGUGCGGCGGCCUGGAUGAUUUUUGUGCAGAGAGGAGGCCUCUGAGCUGUCCUCUCUGAAGCCCCAGCUGGAAGAGCUCGGGGUCCCUCUGGUCGCCGUGAUCAAGGAGAACGUCGGCACAGAGAUCGAGGACUUCAGACCGCACUUCGCUGGGGACAUCUACGUGGAUGAACAGAAACUCUUCUACGGUCCGCUGCAGAGGAAGAUGGGGGGUCUCGGGUUCAUUCGCCUCGGAGUGUGGCAGAACUUCGUGCGGGCCUGGAGGUCCGGUUACCAGGGCAACAUGAACGGCGAGGGCUUCAUCCUGGGGGGAGUGUUUGUCAUCGGGUCAGGGGACCAGGGGAUUCUCCUGGAACACCGCGAGAAGGAGUUUGGCAACAAGGUGGAUCCUGCGGAUGUUUUGGAGGCCGUCAAGAAAAUUGUUCCAGUGAAAUAAGUGAUUUAGGUAAUUACACAAAAGAGUAGGCAUGCUGUAUUUGGACUAGAAUUGAGUAAUAAUUAGAAUGUUUUAAUUUGACAUGCAUACAAUGACUGAGGUCCUGAUGUUAUGACAUUUAUGUAUGUUUGCGUUGUCUAACAUUAAUUUACUGUAGUUUACAACAACAGCUGUGAAAUGCAGGACAGAGCCAAUGAUUUAACUUUAUUUGUCUCACAGUAUUCCUGUUUACCUCUACACAUACACUCCUAGAAGCUAAUCUCUUUGAAACGGGUAUUAAGAACAGGUAGUAAGGGACUUAAUGGGAGCAUUUUCAUUCAGGUACAUCGGCCAUUAAAUUUAAUUUCACUUGAAAUCUUCCAUCUGGACAUAAUUCGGUGCUUUAUUCACACGAUAAAUAAUUGUAUUAGCAUCUUUCAGUGGAACAUUUGUUGAAUGUCCCCAUGUGUUUUGUUUGCUUCUCCUGCUCAGGUGCAUAAAUGGGCCUCAAACGCGGCGAACUUGUGUGUGUGUGUGUGUGUGUGUGUUAUAAUGACAACCUGACUCUAAACUCAACGUUGAGAGGAGCAGGUUUGAUGCUCAAAACGCACAGAACAGCUCAGCUACUGUCGCCACGAGGAGCGUUUGUGCUGCCUGAAGCCGGUGUUGCUUUUAUAUGUGCACAUGUAUGUGUUUUUUCAGACAGAUAUAGAUUGUGUGUGAAGCAGAAAAUGAAAACAAUAAAUAAGAACCUCAUCACCAUA